AUGUCUGAGUCUGUAAUAGUCGAGGCGCCUCCUGCGACGGAAACUGCCCCUGUCAAGGGCAUGAAGAAGAACGGCAAGCAGUGGCACGACAACAAGGGCCCGUUCCGACCCAAGGCAGGCCAAACCUCUUGGGAGAAGCGCAGUGAGGAGAGGAAAGCGCUCGCUGCUGUCAAGGCCAAGGAGAAGGAGCUAAAGGAAGAGAAGGAGUCUGAGAGACAGCGACGAGUCGAAGCAAUCAAGACCAAGCGCGCGGCCAAGGAAGAACGGGAGCGAUUUGCCAAGAUGGAAGAGAAGAUGCAUAAAAGGCGCGUAGAGCGCCUGAAGAGGAGAGAGAAGCGCAACAAGAUGCUCAAACGCCAUGCUGCAAAGGAAGCCAUGCAGUCGGCCAUCCAGAUACAGCCGCCUACCAGCUUUGGAGACUUGCUGAGGCAGGCGCGAGGGAGCAGAGACACCAGCCCUAGCCACAGUCGCAGAGAGAGCGUUGCGCCAGGACAGGCCGAUGGCAGCGUCAACGGAAAGGAGGAAAGCACCCCAGGCAUCACCAUUCCGCCGCGGAGGCCACUCCGGCAGGCGGAUGUGGAGCUAGAGGCAAAGAGGGUCGAGGCUAGAGAACGAGACCUCCGUGCUGUCCUCCAGUCCCUCUCCGACCAGUCCCUCAAGACGUCGCGCCGUCUAGACGAUACAUACUACUCCAUCCUCGAGAAGGUUUCCGUACUGCGCCAGACCAUCGGAACGCUGCAAGAGCUAUCCGGCUUGACCAGAGAGCUCCAUGACAACUUCGAGUCGGACACCACAGAACUGGUAGAGGAUGUGACUGGUCAGGUAGAAGCCUUCGACGGCUUCAAGGCACAGCAAGAGCAGGUCAGCGGCUUGGAAGAGCGCAUCAGAGCGGGCAAAGAGAAAGCAGAUGCUUUGACAGCGAGACUUGAACGAGCCAAAGAGCGUGUCGACGCGAGGGCCAAGUCAGAAGCGCAGUGGCAGGCCAAGAAUACCCAUCGCGUGCGCAUCUUCUGGGCCAUAGUCGCCUUUGUAGCCACGCUUAUACUAGCUCUCGUUCUCUUCCGCCCGGCUCAACCGACCCAUCGUGUACCAGAGCCGCAGAGCACUCUCGACCCCGCGACCAGAGAAGCCAUUCUAAACGCAGACAUCCCAAACAUAGCAAAGGAGGCAAUUAUACGGCCGUUAACCAGCACCGCCAAUCACGUUGUCGAGACCAUUGAUCUGCACCUUGUACUCGAGGACGAUGAGCGAUUGCGCGGAUUCGACGAGCUGUAA
Molecule: messenger RNA, 1275 nt
Organism: Alternaria burnsii
Lineage: Eukaryota; Fungi; Ascomycota; Dothideomycetes; Pleosporales; Pleosporaceae
Exons: 6
Coding region: 1-1275 (424 amino acids)
Source: RefSeq, a predicted model, not a curated record